AUGGGAUUUUACCGGUACCUGCUGGUCAUCGGGUCAGUAAUUACAACAUUGACGGUGGUUAACGCAUCAGAAAACAUCGCCCUUAGUAAAGCUUCAGAUCAGAGUUCCAUCUACGGUAGCUUCGGCAGCUCUAAAGCCGUAGACGGAUGUGUAAACACAAAGAGUCCAACUGCUGUACACACACGAAAAUAGGACAGACCGAGGCCUGGUGGCAGGUAUAUCUACUGGCACGGUCCGUUAUAGACAUCGUGAAUAUCAUUUAUAGAAAUGAGAACACAAUACAACGACUUGCCGGGUACGAGAUAUACCUGUCUAAUACACAAGAUUGGACAUUAGGAAACAGGUGUCACAAGGACGCCACUGCUGACAAGGCGUUCAUGUCUGCGAUUCAGAAUGCCCAAUGUCCAGGUGUCGCCCAGUAUCUGACCAUCUACAAUGACCGUCGAGAAAAAGCCAAAACGUGGUACUCGGAUGAUGCUACACUGGAACUGUGUGAGGUACAAGUUUAUGGUUGUCCAGUUGGGAAGUACGGAAAUGGAAAUUGCAAUAACGACUGCACUUACUGCCUCGGUAAGAUAUGUAACCCAACAUCGGGGACAUGUGACGAUUGCGCUGCCGGAUACUAUGAAGAUGUUGGGAAUUGCAGUCACUGCCCGGUUAAUUGUAAAGGAAAUGUAUGUGACAGUCCAACUGGAGCAUGUUCAGACUGUGAUUUUGGAUUUUAUGGUGGUUUCUGUAAUCAACCCUGCCCUCUUAACUGCAGAAAUAAUGUUUGCAACAUGGACAACGGUCAGUGCACAGACGGCUGCUCCACUGGCUUUUCAGGCGUAUACUGUAGAUGUCCAUUCAAUUGUAGGAGCACUGACUGCCCUACUGGCAAGUGUACAGACUGUAACGAUGGAUUCUACGGACUAGCCUGUACACCUUGUCCUGUUGGCUGUAGCAGUAACGCAUGUGACAAAACUACCAGCCAUUGUUUACAAUGUGAUAGUGGAUUUUACGGUAGUUUUUGCAAUCAGUCCUGUCCUGUACAUUGUAAAAACAACGUUUGUUACAUGGUCAACGGUCAAUGUACUGUAAUGAUGGAUUCUACGGACAAGCCUGUUCACCUUGUCCUGUUGGCUGUAGCACUGACACAUGCGACAAAACGGCAGGAAAUUGUUUCCGUUGGAUCCUAUGGCAAUUUCUGUAACCAGUCUUGUCCUGCAUACUGUAAAAACAACGUCUGUAACAUAGAGAACGGCCAGUGCACAGAAUGUGAAGCCGGCUUCUAUGGCAUUGAGUGUAACAAGUCUUGUCCUGAAAACUGUCAAGAUACCCUAUGUCACAGAAGUAGUGGAGAAUGCGAAGUAUGUGUAGCCGGUUUUUAUGGCAGCCAAUGUUCCGAGUUGUGUGGCAGUUGUCAAGGUGUGAGUUGCGACAAGGAUGUGGGGGACUGUGUGACAGGAUGUGAAGAUGGAUGGACUGGAGACACAUGUGACACAAAAGUGGUAAUUAUUACGAAUCGGGACACCUUACACGCCGCAGUUGGAAUAGGCGUCGGAUCAGGGGUGGUUAUACUGGCUCUGGUCGUCGUGAUCAUUGUACUGGCUAGACGUCUGACGAUGAAGCGAGGUGACACCGCAGGUGCUUCUCAUAUGACAGAUUUAUCAUUGUCCAGAACUACAAACGAGCUAAAUAAAGAUCAAGAUAAUACCUACGACGUAAUAACAACUCAAAACAAGGAACAAACCAUUGCGCAGAUCUCCCGCACUGAGGCAAAUUAUGAACAGCUUGGACGCAGGGAGGUGGAAAUUCCUCAUAUAUACAACACAACAGAUGUUGGCGAGAAAACAUAGGGCAAUGGUUCUUGUUAACUGGAUAGUUCCAUCCUUCAACACAACGUAACCGUG
Messenger RNA from Mizuhopecten yessoensis (Yesso scallop), 1892 nucleotides. RefSeq names its product cell death abnormality protein 1-like. Gene Ontology annotation, molecular function: scavenger receptor activity. The transcript has 15 exons. NCBI's taxonomy places the organism in Eukaryota, Metazoa, Mollusca, Bivalvia, Pectinida, Pectinidae. The coding region runs from base 147 to 1838 and encodes 563 amino acids. The record is from RefSeq and is a predicted model, not a curated record.